GUAUAAAACUGUGAUAUAUAUCAUAGAUCAUAUCACGGAAUAAUAAAUUCAGCGGUCUUAUCAAAAUUAGUAUCACUUUAUUUUUUUUAUUCUUAUAAAACAUACUGCUUUGAUCAUCAACGUUCAACACUCGUCCUUCAUAGCCCGUCGCUUUAUUUUGUAAUAAUUUGGAAGUUAUCAUGGCGACUGCUGAGCAUGUAAAACAAGAUAUGCCCCCUAAAGGUGGCUACCGGAAGAUUAAUAUUGCUCGAGUGUUUCCUAAACCAUUUGCCAGUAAUAGAGCAUUGGUUGGUACAUAUAUAGUUUGCACUGGGGUUGGUUGGUACUUUUACCUUUUAAAUGACAAACUAGUUGACAAAUAUCAAAUUGAAUCACGCAGUUCAAUUAUUGCUUUAACACCACUUUUAGAUGCUGAAGCUGACAGAGAAUAUUUAAAACAAUUAAGAAAAAAUCGUGAUGCUGAGGAAAAAUUAAUGAAAAAUGUCAAAGGAUGGAAAACAGGUACUUUAUAUGGUGAACCUGUAUACAAGACAGUUGAUAAAUCAAAACUUGUUGAUCCUGGUUUGAAUGAGUACUAUGUGCAUUCUCCCGAUAAAAUCUUGUAUGACCGAGCCUACUGGCAUAAAUAUUUAUAAACAAGUAUCUAUGCAAUUUCUACAAGAAUGAAAGUCAUUACAAUACUUGUUGUAUUACAUGUGUUUAGAUUCAAUAAAAACGUGUAUUUUUUUUUUUUUUUUUUGAUAGUAACAUAAAAAAUAGAAAUAAUAAUUUAAAUAUGUUUAUUGAAUAUUUUGUAAUUGAAGCUUCAUUAAAAUAUCUAUUAGCUGAAAAUUGAGAUUGAAAUAAAAGAAUGAGUGUAUU
Molecule: messenger RNA, 861 nt
Organism: Rhopalosiphum maidis (corn leaf aphid)
Lineage: Eukaryota; Metazoa; Arthropoda; Insecta; Hemiptera; Aphididae
Gene: ND-B16.6
Product: NADH dehydrogenase [ubiquinone] 1 alpha subcomplex subunit 13
Exons: 5
Coding region: 180-635 (151 amino acids)
Source: RefSeq, a predicted model, not a curated record